Molecule: messenger RNA, 1642 nt
Organism: Engraulis encrasicolus (European anchovy)
Lineage: Eukaryota; Metazoa; Chordata; Actinopteri; Clupeiformes; Engraulidae
Product: adhesion G protein-coupled receptor E3-like
Exons: 12
Coding region: 38-1525 (495 amino acids)
Biological process (GO): adenylate cyclase-activating G protein-coupled receptor signaling pathway; cell surface receptor signaling pathway
Cellular component (GO): plasma membrane
Molecular function (GO): G protein-coupled receptor activity
Source: RefSeq, a predicted model, not a curated record
ACCAAACGAGGAGCAACUCAAAGACGUAAUCAAGACCAUGACAGAAGACACGGUGUUACAACCCAAAGAAGUGGAGUCUCUGCUGGAGAGUUUGGAGACCACCCUGCCAGAAGUGUCUGAGGAGGCCAGUGAGGAGAAGGUGGCAGCUGCAGCCAAUGAAAUGCUGGACUCCUCAGAGAAGCUGGUGGGGACGCUGGUGGAGCCAACCGAGACGCAGAUCAAGAAGUCAGUCAAAACCAAAACCACAGAUGUUAGCACGUUUGCCAUCGGAAACAACACCUCGGAGAAGGACAUCUCCAAGGUUGAAAAUGAAAACAAAUUCAUAAUUCUGGAUAUUGACCUCAUUGGCAUUGCAAAAAACAACAGUGGAUCGGCAGCUGUUGCCUUGACAACCCUAAAGACGAUGAGUUCCAUUCUGAAGCCAGCCUUCUUCCACACCAUCAAUGACACAGUGAAGACCAUGAUGUCACCUGUGUUAUCGGCCUCCCUGCCAAAAACGAAAAACAAAGCCUUGACAAGCCCAGCCAACUUCACUAUUACACACAGUCAGGAGGCGGAUCCACUGGGCCAGAUGUCCUGUGUCUACUGGAACGGCAGCGCCUGGUUGGUGGAUGGCUGUGAUGUCACCGACACCAACUCCACCCACACCAUCUGCACAUGUGUGCACUUCUCCACCUUCAGUUUGAUCAUGCAGACCGAGCACCCCCCAGAGCCAGACCAGGCAAUGACGCUCUUGAACAGGAUCCUUGUGGCUGUUGGCUUGGGCUCCCUGACCCUGGCAUUGUUGACCUUUGCCCUCUGCCAUAAGAAGACUACCGUGGCAACUCCAGCUCGCGUGAACCUCUGUGCCAGUCUACUGCUGUCCCAUCUCCUCUUCCUGCUGGUGCAAGAGUUCAUCCACCUCAUCACACCCGACAAGGUGGUUUGCUCAGUGCUGUCAGGAGUCCUCCACGUCCUGUUCCUCAGCUCCUUUGCUUGGAUGUUCCUGGAGACCAUCUGGCUCCUGCGUUCAGUGCUGAGACUCAAAGAGCUCAGAUCUGCCCAGAACAGCGGACCUCACUGGGGAUAUCAGUGUCUGAUUGGUUACGGAGCUCCCUUCGCUGUUGUUGCCAUAUCAGCAGGGCUGGUGCCUGAGGGUUACGGCAGUGAGAGGUGCUGGUUGAAAUUUGACGAAGGUUUUGUGUGGAGUUUUCUUGGUCCUGUGUGCUGUGUUCUUGGGAUGAAUACCAUCCUCUUUGUCAUCAUCCUCGUCCACCUUCGCAGCGCCAUAUCAAAGAUGAGGAAUGCCAAUGCCAAACUAAACAGAACGUUGGUGUUUAAAAUCCUCAUGCAGUCGGUGAUCAUUGGUGCUCCCUGGAUACUGGGAUUCUUUGUCACAGACAACAAGGCAUUGGAUAUCGUUUUCCAUGUCCUCAGCAGCCAACAGGGCACCUUCAUCUUCCUGCUACACUGUGUUCUCAACCAGGAGGUGCAACGGGAGUACUGGAGCUGUUUCAGAAAGUUCUUCCAUGCCAAUCAUCCAUGACAGUAAAGGGUGCAGCCUGUCUGAUUGUCAAGUCAAGUGUAUGAUUAGGAAUGGGGGAAGGGGGAGGAUUCUGAGAAGCUGGUUCAGUAGUAAAGAUUAAAUUCACCUUGCAAGUUA